AUGAAACUCGCCACCUUCCUGCUCCUCCCCGCUCUCCUCCGCGAAACAAUAGCCUACACCACCCUCUCUGACUCCACCCUCCAAUCCCUCCCAUCCCCCAAAGACGACGACUUCAACAUCCACACCGGUAAACUCCUCUCCCCGAUCCUCCGAACCCGAGUCCCAGGAACCCCAGGUCAAGAAGCCGUCCUCUUCCACUUCGUCGACUUCUUCGCCGCCCAACUUCCCCAAUGGAAACUGACCUUUCAAAACUCCACCUCCACGACCCCAACCUCGAAUGGGCGAAAACUACCCUUUCGCAACUUGAUAGCAACACGUGAUCCGCCCUGGGCAGAAAGCGGGGAUGUAGGCCGGUUAGCAUUGGUAGCGCAUUACGAUUCCAAAAUGGAACCAGAGGGCUUCAUAGGCGCCACGGACUCCGCUGCACCCUGCGCCAUGCUCAUGCACGUCGCACGGAGUCUAGAUGCAGCCCUCACAGCCAAAUGGGCUGCGAUGGAAGUCGAGGGCUUAGGAAAGGGCGGGUACGAUGGGUUGGAGGAGCACAAGGGGAUUCAGAUCAUCCUCCUAGACGGCGAGGAAGCGUUCAAAGUCUGGACGCAUACGGAUUCGCUGUACGGUGCACGGAGUCUGGCGGAGGAGUGGGAGAAGACGUAUCAUCCUGCUCUGAGCACAUAUCAGACUCCGUUGGCGAGUAUUGAUCUCUUCGUGCUGUUGGAUCUACUCGGGUCAAAGGACCCGGUUGUGCCGUCGUACUUUAAAACGACGCAUUGGGCGUACCAGCUCAUGGCAUCGGUGGAACAACGACUCAGGUCGGCAAAGAUACUGAAAUCGAAGCCGAGACACCCCUUUCUCGUGGACGCGGAGAAGAAUCAAGAGAGUCGAUGGGGAGGCGGUUACAUCGAGGACGAUCACGUGCCGUUCAUGGCGAGGGGGGUGGAUAUCUUACACAUCAUCACGAGUCCCUUUCCGACUGUUUGGCAUACUAUAAAUGAUGACGGGGAGCAUUUGGAUCUGCCGAGUGUGGAGGAUUGGGCCAUGAUCACGCUUGGGUUUGUAGCGGAGUGGAUGGAUCUGGAGGGGCAUUUCGAUACCACGGCUACUACAGCGCGGCGGGCGAGGCGGGAUAGUGUGGUGGAGGAGGAGGAGCAGGAGGACGGGAGAGAUGAACUGUAA
Messenger RNA from Recurvomyces mirabilis, 1173 nucleotides. RefSeq lists its product as uncharacterized. Bases 1 to 1173 code for a protein of 390 amino acids. The record is from RefSeq and is a predicted model, not a curated record. Gene Ontology annotation, molecular function: zinc ion binding; glutaminyl-peptide cyclotransferase activity. The transcript has a single exon. NCBI's taxonomy places the organism in Eukaryota, Fungi, Ascomycota, Dothideomycetes, Mycosphaerellales, Teratosphaeriaceae.